GCCCUGCCCCGCCGCACCAUGAGGGCAGGGGACGCGGGGCAGCAGCCGCGGCGCAGGCAGGUAGAGCCCCGACGGCUGCUCCGCCUCCUCUCCUGCGUGAUCCUCGUGUGCAGCGCGGAGAUCGCGGCGCUCGCCGACUUCGCAGGUUACCUAACCAAACUUCUGCAAAAUCACACGGCCUAUGCCUGCGACGGGGAGCGUUUGAGUCUGCACUGUCCUCGGCACUCAACGAUAAGCAUUCAGUCAGCAUUUUAUGGGCAGGAUUACCAUAUGUGUAGUACCCAGCAGCCCRAAACCAGGAUGACAGGACCCAUAAACUGUGUGGCGCCCACCUCUCUGCAGAAAGUACUGGACGAAUGCCAGAACCUGAGAUCCUGCCAACUCCUUGUCAAUAGUCGGGUGUUUGGACCUGAUCUAUGUCCAGGAACCACCAAAUUCCUCCUUGUCUCCUUUAAAUGCAAACCUACUGAAUACAAAACCAAAUCAGCGUGUGAAAACCAGGAACUGAAACUCCAUUGUCAGGAGUCCAAGUUCCUUAUCAUCUACUCCGCCACCUACGGCAGAUGGGCACGCGAAGAGAGCGUCUGCUCCACAGAGGUGGAGCGCGUCCCCCCGUUCGACUGUUUAUCUUACACAGCCCUAGAAGUUUUAUCAAAAAGGUGUUACGGGAAGCAGAGAUGCAAAAUGAUGGUCACUAACCGGGAUUUUGGAAGUCCGUGCCUACCUGGAGUGAAAAAAUACCUUAACGUCAGCUAUGCAUGUGUUCCUAGAUUUAUCCUUAUGGCUGUCAACCCGCUGGUCACUGAGAGUGAGCCCUCUGUGAAGCAGAGCGAUGUUGUCACAGGUACCGACGACCUUGACCCGAGGGAGUCAAGGCUUCCAAAGAAAGAAGGAAUCAUUGUCAGCAACUCCUUGGCUACCUUUGCAUAUAUUAGAGAUCACCCUGAAAGAGCCGCUCUCCUGUUUGUGUCCAGUGUUUGUGUGGGUUUAAUCCUCACGCUGUGCGCUUUGGUGAUCCGUGUGUCAUGCUCUAAUGACUUCCAGAAAUUGCUCGGAAAGAAAAAUCACUUAGUGCCGGAAAGUGGCGGAGCAUACGAGAGCAGUGAGAAUGAGGAAGAGGAGGAGGAGGAGGAGGAGGAGGAUUCCUCCGACUCAGACUCUCCGAAUGAGCUAGCGGGACUUUAUAGACCUUCUUACUCAGGUUAUAAUUCAUCAGACGCCGCAGACCUCGCUGAGAGGAUAGAGCGCAGAGAGCAGAUCAUACAAGAAAUCUGGAUGAACAGCGGUCUGGAUAUGACGCCUCCUAGGAAUAUGAAUACAUUUUAUAUUAAUGAACAAUAAAUGGCUUAUUUUGGAUGACGCCCUGGCCCUUUUUAUUUUUUAAAAAAUG
This is a messenger RNA of Nothoprocta perdicaria, 1390 nucleotides long. RefSeq names its product eva-1 homolog C (gene EVA1C). The record is from RefSeq and is a predicted model, not a curated record. The transcript has 8 exons. Gene Ontology annotation, molecular function: carbohydrate binding. Bases 19 to 1341 code for a protein of 440 amino acids. NCBI's taxonomy places the organism in Eukaryota, Metazoa, Chordata, Aves, Tinamiformes, Tinamidae.